CUUCUUUUCCCUCAUCCCCCUCUCUCCAUUGUUUCAUUGAAUACCUGAUCACCGCGAAUAUGGUCCUGGAAGCCACCUCCUCGUCGCGCUCGCAACAUUCGAAUUCCGACCCCCCGCCUCCGUAUGAAAAAAGUCGCUUCCAACCCUCAUCCUCGCCGUCUCCUCAACUCACUCUAUGAACUUCCUGGCGGCACCGAGACAACUACCAAAGCAACCUCUGAUAUUACACUCUCUGCCUCCCUCUCGAGCGAUAGUGAUGCCCUCAUCUGUCUUCUUCGCCAGCAAAUGAGACUUCCGCCCCGACCAAUACUGAGCAUCUGUGGAUCACACACCAUGACUACCUACCACGGCAAAGAAGAUGAAAAGAGAACAGUGACUGUCCUUGAUUUUGUUAUUGACCUUGAUCUCGCCGAGACAAUGUUGACAGGAUGGGAGGAGAUGGCACCCUCAGAGGAAAAGGAGUGGGUGCAGGCUGACAUUGUCCGGGAUGGAGAUGACCGGCUCUUGUUUCGUGGGGGGAAUCGUCGAUCACGAAUGCAUAAGCCUCUUCGUGGAGCUGCAGAGGAGACACAUAUGGAUGGUUCCGAUAUCGAUCCUGAUCUGAGGCUGUGGUGCGAGCGGUUCUGUCGAGACCCCUCGUCUGUGAAAUCGUUCACCUUUUAUUGAACACUCAAUGGCUUUAAUGACGCCGCCCUUUCCUGUCGCCUGAAAUCCCAUAUCCGCGCCCUCAACUAUCAGGGUGCUAUAGCUAUAUCUCUCU
Molecule: messenger RNA, 760 nt
Organism: Penicilliopsis zonata CBS 506.65
Lineage: Eukaryota; Fungi; Ascomycota; Eurotiomycetes; Eurotiales; Aspergillaceae
Exons: 2
Coding region: 124-666 (180 amino acids)
Source: RefSeq, a predicted model, not a curated record